Erythranthe guttata (spotted monkey flower) is the source of this 2065-nucleotide messenger RNA. Its product is annotated as DEAD-box ATP-dependent RNA helicase 8. NCBI's taxonomy places the organism in Eukaryota, Viridiplantae, Streptophyta, Magnoliopsida, Lamiales, Phrymaceae. Gene Ontology annotation, molecular function: RNA helicase activity; nucleic acid binding; ATP binding. The record is from RefSeq and is a predicted model, not a curated record.
ACGCAUAUAUCGGCUUCCCUAGAACGGUCGGAUCUUCGUGAAUUCCCCCAUUUCUCUCUCGCAUUCAAUUUGGUCUUCUCUCUGCCAACAUUGUAUCCAAAUAAAUUCACAGCAAUUAGUCUGUAUAUAGGUUCGUAGUGUUUUUCUUUGUAAAUACAAGGGUUACAGGCGUAGAAUUUGUGCAAUUUGCUAUUUUUUUUUUUGUAAUUUCGCAGUUAGGGAUUUUUGAUGGGUUCGAGAGCGAGAUAUCCGCCGCCGGGAAUGGGCGGAGGCAGAGGUGGAGGUGGAGGUGGAGGCGGCGGAGGAAUGAACCCGAACGCCGGACCAAACCCUAGUUUUCAAUCGAGAAACCCCCCACAUCAGUAUGUACAAAGGAGCCCAGCUCCGAACAAUCAGAAUUAUCAAUUGUUUCAAAACCCUAACCCGCAGCAAUGGCAGCGAAGAACUCAGAUGCUGCCCGCCGAUUCAUCUGUCGACGAGGUAGAGAAGACUGUACAGUCAGAAGCCACUGAUUCCAGUUCACAAGAUUGGAAGGCGCAGUUAAAGUUACCACCACAGGACACUCGUUACAGAACCGAGGAUGUUACAGCUACCAAAGGAAAUGAGUUUGAGGACUACUUUCUGAAGCGUGAGUUGCUUAUGGGAAUAUAUGAGAAGGGUUUUGAGAGGCCAUCUCCUAUCCAGGAGGAGAGUAUUCCAAUUGCUCUCACUGGAAGCGAUAUAUUGGCUAGGGCCAAAAACGGGACGGGGAAAACUGCUUCCUUUUGCAUUCCUGCUUUGGAGAAAAUUGAUCAAGAUAAAAAUGCCAUUCAAGUUGUUAUUCUUGUCCCAACGAGAGAAUUGGCUCUUCAAACUGCACUAGUUUGUAAAGAACUUGGGAAACAUUUACAAAUUCAAGUUAUGGCUACUACCGGUGGAACUAGCUUAAAAGAUGACAUAAUGCGCCUCUACCAACCAGUUCAUCUUCUUGUUGGCACACCUGGAAGAGUUCUUGAUCUUGCCAACAAAGGUGUCUGCAUAUUGAAUGAGUGCUGUAUGCUUGUGAUGGAUGAGGCUGAUAAGCUUUUGUCACCGGAGUUCCAACCUUCUAUUGAGCAGUUAAUUCGCUUUAUGCCUACAAAUCGUCAGAUUCUUAUGUUCUCAGCUACAUUUCCUGUUACUGUAAAAUCUUUCAAAGAUCGAUACCUUCAUAAGCCCUAUGUCAUCAACCUCAUGGACGAGCUUACCCUCAAGGGUAUAACCCAGUUUUAUGCUUUUGUUGAAGAAAGACAGAAAAUUCACUGCCUCAAUACUCUUUUUUCGAAGCUUCAAAUAAACCAAUCUAUUAUUUUCUGCAACUCUGUGAAUCGAGUAGAACUUCUUGCCAAGAAAAUUACGGAACUUGGCUAUUCUUGCUUCUACAUUCACGCUAAGAUGCUUCAAGAUCAUCGCAACAGAGUAUUUCAUGAUUUUCGCAAUGGUGCAUGCAGAAAUCUUGUCUGCACUGACUUAUUCACAAGAGGAAUAGACAUUCAGGCUGUCAACGUCGUCAUCAAUUUUGAUUUCCCAAAGAAUUCAGAAACAUAUCUACAUAGGGUUGGUCGAUCCGGAAGGUUUGGACACCUUGGUCUAGCUGUGAAUCUGAUCACAUACGAGGACCGCUUCAACUUGUAUAGAAUUGAACAAGAAUUAGGGACCGAGAUUAAGCAGAUCCCUCCGAAUAUCGAUCAAGCUAUAUACUGUCUGUGAAUCUGGUGUUGGCUGGUAUUUAUUUACCCUUUCAUGGUUCGAAGCGGUAAUUUGGUGAUUUAUAGAAACUAAUGCAUGUUUUGUAUUGUCUGUGAGUUCAAUUAUAAUUGUUCUUAGGUCAAUUUCUAAAAAAAAAUACCCCUUUCUCCCAUUCAGUUGUUGACUUUUUUUUUCAUGUUAAUUGACCUUAGGUCAAAUAUGCUUAUGUUAUGUUAAUUGACCCUUUGAAGUUUGAACAGUUCAACUAAAAUUAUCAGAGAAGUUGUGUUUAAUUCGUGUAAUGUACUUGAAAAUCGUUUCUUUUAAUAACGGGCUAUAACCGACAUUUUAGUGUUGA